GAGGAGCGAGAACGCUGAACAAGCUUCACUGACUGACUGACUGACUGUAAUGUGACUUUUUGACUGUCGGGCUCUCAGGACGCUCUUAUCGUCAACAAUGUCAAACUCCGUGAAGAACGUGGUCAUUUUCGGCGCGACGGGAAUGACCGGCCUGGCCACCCUGCCACUCGCGACGGCUGCAGACUACAACGUGACGGUGCUGGUGCGAGACCCCGCCAGGCUCCCGGCGGACCACAAGGCAUCCAGGGUGGUGGUUGGAGAUGUUCUCAACAAGAACGAUGUGAAGAAAGCCAUGGAGGGCCAGGAUGCCGUCGUCAUCAUCCUGGGAACCAGGAACGACCUCAGUCCGACCACCGUCAUGUCUGAAGGUACCAGAAACAUCGUGGAGGCCAUGAAGGCUCGCGGUAUCCGCAAAGUGGUGGGCUGCAUGUCAGCCUUUCUGCUGUGGGAUAGCUCCAAAGUGCCGCCUCGCCUGCUGGCCGUCACCGAGGACCACGACAGGAUGUACAACGUCAUCAAGUCGUCCGGCCUUGACUACGUUGCUGUCAUGCCGCCUCACAUUGCGAACGAUCUUCCCCUGACGGAGCGCUACUCGGCGACGGAGAAUGCGCUGAGGGGACGAGCCAUCUCCAAACACGACCUGGGACACUUCCUGGUCAAGUGUCUGUCCAUCAACGAGUGGGACGGCAAGACGGUGGGCGUAUGGGGCGACUACAAAUAGUUCAAAUCACCACCUUUUUUCCCCAUCUGAACACAUGAACAAAAGCUAUAUUUUUAAAUAAUGAUACCAGCUCUUCUUACAGAUAAAGAAACCAUAUAUGGGUGUUCAUUUGAUUUCGGGCACUUUUGAUUUUAGUUUUUCUCAAAAAUAAAAUGUCCCAAAAACUAUAUAUAGGUGUUUAUUUGAUUUCGGGCACUUGAUUUUCGUGACUGUCAUCACCACCACACUGCACUAUGUGAUGACAUGUGAUGGUAAUGACAUUUCAAAGGUUUUAGCUAACUGUGCUAUGCUGGUAGAGUUAGCUUAAAUUGUUCUUUUAGCUAGCAAGUCCUGUACAACAUUUAUAUGAUUAUCAAGUUUUUACUGGAAAAAAAUUCAACAUAUUAACACUACAAGUCGUUUGGUAAUGACAUACAAUAAAAAUAUGUGACUUAAGGGUACAAAUGAGGAAAAAACCUACCAGUUAUCAAAAUGUCUGACUCUGCCCUAGCAUGUGCUUGAGUGACAAGACAAAAUGACACAGGAAAUUAAAGAAUCAGAUUUUAAAUAAACUUGACUGAUCUUAAAAUGGGCGGCACGGUGGCCGACUGGUUAGAGCGUCAACUUCACAGUUCUGAGGACCCGGGUUCAAUUCCCGGUCCCGCCUGUGUGGAGUUUGCAUGUUCUCCCCGUGCCUGUGUGGGUUUUCUCCGGGCACUCCAGUCCCCCCCCCCAAAAAAAAACAUGCAUUAAUUGGAGACUCUAAAUUGCCCGUAGGUGUGAAUGUGAGUGCGAAUGGUUGUUUGUUUGUAUGUGCCCUGCGAUUGGCUGGCAACCAGUUCAGGGUGUACCACGCCUCCUGCACGAUGACAGCUGGGAUAGGCUCCAGGAGAAGCGGCUCAGAAAAUGGAGGAGGAAAAGCGGAGGAGAAAUGGAGGAGGAGAAGCGGCUCAGAAAAUGGAUGGAUGGAUGAUCUUAAAAUGGUCAAUGUGGCAGUAAUGACAGCAACUUUAAGGGACAGACAUAUUUUAGUAAAAAUAAAAAACAGAAUUUGAAAUGUCUUGUAUAUAUAUGAUGAGAAAUCAUUCAUUCUAUUAUAUUUUAAGGAAUUAAUGGUAAAAGUUACACCAUUUUAGCAUUUUUUUAGUAGAAAGAUAGAGCUUCAUAUAGCCAAACCCUGUGCUUACGACAGGGUGAAAACUGUAAAAUACCACCAUAAAAACGCUAAAAAAAAUGUCAAAACAUACUAAUAUUAACGUGAAAUUUUAGACAACGCUUAUAAGUAGGCACGCCCACUGCUGGUUAUUGAAAAAAUAUAUUUUUAAAAAUAUAUUUUCUUCAAAUUUUACAUCAAGGACACAAAAAGGCCCGUAAUCAAAUAAACACUGCCAAACUCUACCAGACUGCCAAACUCUACCACACUUGUUUUGUGCUUCUCAAAUAAAUCAAGUUGAACUAUU
This is a messenger RNA of Phycodurus eques (leafy seadragon), 2160 nucleotides long. RefSeq names its product biliverdin reductase B (gene blvrb). The transcript has 5 exons. The record is from RefSeq and is a predicted model, not a curated record. Bases 98 to 721 code for a protein of 207 amino acids. Lineage: Eukaryota; Metazoa; Chordata; Actinopteri; Syngnathiformes; Syngnathidae.